Messenger RNA from Cajanus cajan (pigeon pea), 1642 nucleotides. RefSeq names its product myosin heavy chain-like protein. NCBI's taxonomy places the organism in Eukaryota, Viridiplantae, Streptophyta, Magnoliopsida, Fabales, Fabaceae. The record is from RefSeq and is a predicted model, not a curated record.
UAUAAAAUUACAAAACUACUUGGCGGAGAGGUGAAUUGGCAGAGGAACAUUCCGUUCCCUUCCCGUCUGAAACAAUGGAGGCGCGUCAUGCAUCUCUCGGUCGACGAACGCUAGAGGAAAUUCGCCAAAAGAGGGCCGCGGAGAGGUUGAGCAAAACUUCUUCGGGACCAGAUCUCACCAAGGUUCCCAGCACCUCCGAGAUUGCGGCGAUGAACAAGUCCGAGAUCGGAAAUAGAUUCACUGAGACAGAUGUUAGUGCUCUAUUGUCUCAACUGAAAGCUCUACAGAAGAAGAACACGGAGUUGGAGGAAGAAAACAUGAAAAUAACUUUAAAGCUUCAAACGAUGGAAAUUGAUAAUAAUGCAAUGCACAAGCAGUUGAAUGAUCUGGAGCAACAUACAGUGCCAUCUCUAAGGAAAGCUCUGAAGGAUGUCGCAAUGGAGAAAGAUGCUGCAGUUGUUGCACGUGAGGAUCUUUCAGCACAGCUUCGUACCUUGAAGAAACGUCUUAAGGAAGCAGAAGAUGAGCAAUAUCGUGCUGAGGAAGAUGCAGCAGCGUUGAGAGCGGAAUUGAACUCAAUUCAGCAACAAGCAAUGACUAAUACAGUUAGCACAAUUUCAUCAUUUGGUAACCCACCAGAUCAUUUUCAAAUUCAAAGAUUACAAAAGGAGCUAGAUGAGUUAAAACUUCAAAUGCAGCGAGAAUCACUAUUGAGGCACCAGGAGCAGGAACAAUUAGCAAAGGAGCAAGCUCACAUUGCCUCACUGAUGUCUGAAAAGCAGGAGUUGGAAGAGAAACUAAAGUCCAUCUCUAGAGAGUCUUCAGAAGUCUCAGAUAAAGCUGCUACCAAAGCAUUUUCUUUGUCCCAGGAAGACAAACAGAAACUUGAUAGGCAGUUGCAUGAUAUGGCUUUAGUUGUUGAGAGGUUGGAAAGCAGUAGGCAGAAGCUUCUAAUGGAGAUUGACUCACAGUCUACAGAAAUAGAGAGGCUUUUUGAGGAAAACUCUAAUCUCUCAAAUUCAUACCAAGAGGCAAUUGCAGCAGCAGUGAGAUGGGAAAACCAGGUGAUGGAGUGUCUUAAGCAAAAUGAAGAGCUUCGUGGGAUUCUAGAUAAAUUGAGAAUGGAACAGGCUAGGGCCUUGCCUGACUCUUCUAAAAAUGGGGCACAUGAGAUUGCUUCGCUGGCAUCAACAGAAGAAAUGACAUCUAUGAAGGGCCAACUUGUGAAACAACAAAGCAGAGCGGAGACACUAUCAGCAGAAGUCUUGCAGCUUUCUGCUCAACUUGAACAACUCAAACAAGCAUAUGAUGGUCUUGCACGCUUCUAUAGGCCAGUGCUGCGUAACAUUGAAAGCAAUCUCUUAAAGAUGAAGCAAGACAACUCCUUCGCUGUACGAUGAUGGCAAUGAGCGGUUUCAUGUCGAUAUUCCUGUUGUGAUUGUGAAUCCCUUGUUUGAAGACGUGAAUUUACAAUGCCCACAGAUUUUUUUAACCAUUUUAUAUUAUUAGUUUAGUAAAAGUAAAGCGUGAUGGUUCGCUAACUGUUUUGUGCAAAUACUUGGCAUAAGAAGCCCGUGUUAUACACAAACGUGAAUUUGUAAAACUUCUUAUUCUUUAUACCAAUAUUUAUUUUUAAAAGUCU